This is a messenger RNA of Candoia aspera, 4248 nucleotides long. It is a transcript of the gene SH3TC1, whose product is annotated as SH3 domain and tetratricopeptide repeats 1. The transcript is spliced from 16 exons. The record is from RefSeq and is a predicted model, not a curated record. Gene Ontology annotation, molecular function: protein binding. NCBI's taxonomy places the organism in Eukaryota, Metazoa, Chordata, Lepidosauria, Squamata, Candoiidae. Bases 32 to 4231 code for a protein of 1399 amino acids.
GUCUUUACUGCCCAGGCUGCGCCUACAAGAGAUGGACCCCUCAGGAGCAGCAGCAGAAGAUGUCAGGAGCCCUGUGGCCACCACGAGUGAUGUCGUUCCCCAAGGAAAGCCUUCCUGCAGCUCUCCCCUCAAACCCGGAGCAGGGCAGACCCCGAGCCGGGAGGAAGAAGCACCCAAGCUCCUGGGGCAGCUGGACUCAGGCCACACAUGUCCACCAGCCCACUCGAGGGUCCCGUCAUCUCCAGCGGGGAAGGAGGGAACUGCGUUGCAGCAGCCACAAAAAGCUCUCUUCCUGAAGAUAAUGAUGAUCAGACAAAGGACUGGGCUUCCUGAUUCUCAGCUGCAGGAGUACCUGACUGGAAGGCUCCGUCUCCUGGAGAAUGACAGCCAACCUGCCGUGGUGGUUUUCAGUGAGUUGUCGGCCAGAUUGUUGUCCAUUCGCAGUGAAGACCACCUCGUCGCAGUAACAUUUUGGACCUUGGAGGAAAUCUGGAAGUUUAUAACUUAUUAUUCUCUUGGUUUUUUAAACCACUGCAUGGAGAAUCUGUUGCUGGAUGACUAUUUCUGGCUCUCCUCACCAGAAGAAGCUGCUGGAAUUGAGGUCCUCCUAGAUGAAGAAUGUCUCAAUGUAGUAUACAGAGGACUCUUAAUUCAAGAAGGUACCCGAGUUUUUACCCACACUUGCGAAACAGUAUUUAAUAUCUGCUGUGCCUCUUCUGGGUUUUGCCCUGCGAACGUCGUCAGCGCAGCCAAUCCAAGAGCUGCGGGCCAGGCAGAGUCGGCAGCUCAGGAGCAAGCCCACGAUGGCCGCGGCACAGACGUCUCGGAGCCCCUGACGCCUUUCCACCAAUGGUUUCUGAAAGCAAACACAGCAUCUGAUGGUUUUGCCAGUAUAACUGCACUUCCAGCUACAGAUGAAGCUGCCACAGGCGUUUCUGUCGCAGUCAUUAGCCAUGAAAGCGUUGUACCGGACGAAAUUACUUUCCAAAAAGGAGAUGAAAUUGAAAUUAUUGGCUAUUUUAUGAAAUGCAUGCCUUGGUUUGUGGGAAGACAUAUCACUACUGGCCAAGUUGGUUUUGUGCCGAGCAGUGCUGUCGAGCCUGAUGGCUUCAUGACCAUUGUCCCAGAACUUCCAUACCUGGAUUUCUUCAAAGAUGAUGAUUCUUCUUUCAUGAAAAAAGAAUCCCUUUUGGAGGAUAACCUGAUGAGGCUCUUGACACAAAUGUCCCAGAACAGCAUUUGCAGCAUCUAUCAAAUAGAUGCACAGGAUGAUGCCGGCCUUCAGAAACCUUGCGAGCCAGGUAAAGGGUGCAAACGUCCCAGGGGGUGGGCACAUCCCCUCUUUUCAGGCAUAAAACAAGGUGGAAAAGGAAGCAUUGGAAAAUCAACGCGGAGGUUGCAAGGCUGUCGUCCUCUAAGGGAAACAAACAUUUAUCUCUGUUUUUGCUUUUUUAGCAUAAGUCUUGCAGCCCUCCCCUUUUUAUGUCUUUCAGAAAUGCCACAUUCCUUCUUUAAUAAAAGGGAUGGUCCAGCCCCAUGCAGAGCGGUGCGGUCACUAAUGAAGAUGAAGGACUUUCAGUCAACGGAGGAUCAGGAAAAGCAGCUCCCCACUUCUGACAGACAGGAACCCUCCAUUUGGCAGGAACUUCGUUUCUGUGUGUGCCAAGACGGUGCUUCUGGGCCAGAAAUUCCUGAUUCGUUAUUGCUGUUUUUGAAUCAGGAAGGCUACAAGGCGGGCUUUGGAAGCCUGUACGACCCUUCGUUUUCCUUUCUCAAGACACUGUUCCGUGGCGAUGCCACUGAAGAAGAGCUGGUGAGUUACUUGGCCCGGGCCCGGGCAGCUGCCAGGCAAGCAGGCCUGGCCCGGGCCAUGAUGCGGCUCUGCUAUCUGCUGGGAAGAAUGAGCGCCCGGAAGUUCAAACUUUCUCAGGCUCGAGUGUAUUUUGAAGAAGCUCUGGCAACUGGACGAGGGGACUUUCAUGACCUCCACCUUAUAGCUACUCUUUAUACCAAUCUAACAGGCAUUUACCUGAAACAGAAGAAUAUGGAAAAAGGGGCUUGCUUUCUGGACAAAACUGCUUCUUUGCUGAUGGGCAUGCCCAAUGACUUGGACAGCACCGAGAUGGCAUUGGAUAUCUUGAAAUACGCUCUGAAAAGGGCUGUGCUCAGCCAGAGCAGCAAUGCAGAAGCCAGAGCCUGUUUCCUGCUGGCAAAGCAUCACCUGAGCUUUAAGCGAGGGGAGGAGGCGCUCCCCUUCCUGGAAAGGCUGCAGCAGCUGCUGAACAAGGGCCGGGGGUUGCUGAGCGGGAGCGCAUCUGUGGACUGCUAUGCAAUGCUGGGCCGGCUCUACAGCCGGCAGUGCCUGCCCCACCUGGCGCUCAGCUGCGCCAAGGUGGCCUCUUCUCGCAGCUCCUGCACUUUGCUGGAGUUGUUCAGAAGCAUCGAUUUAGUGUUAAGAAAUGCUUCCAAGCUCCACAGUCCCACACCUGUGGGACAAACACACCCUUCCCAAAUGGCAUUCUACCUCAGAGAACUGCUUCAUGCACUGGAAGGUAGCAGAGGAGGCCAAAAGCUGCGCAGCGUCGUUUACUAUGAACUUUCUCAGCUACACAGCCGUUAUAAGCAGUAUGAAAAAGCAAUUGGCUACAUGGAAGAAGUUCUAGACCUAAACUCAUGUGCAAGUGCGGAAGACACCGUUAACCACUUCAUUUUCCUCAGCUGGCUCUACAUUCUCCACCAACAGAAUGACGUGGCCCUGCACAUUUUAAAUGCUGUCGCGGAGUCUGCCCGGAGCACCCGCCAGCAGUUAGGUGUCAUCCAUAACAUGGCUGCCAUCAGUCUGAGGCGGAUGAACUGCCCCAGGCAAGCCGCCAAGAGCUAUUUUAAAGCCCUGAGCAUUUCUAGAGAGACUGGAACCAUAGCCAGUGAGGCAGUGGUUUUGGCCAACCUGGGGAUCUUGUGCCUGCAUUCAUCUGCCCAAGGCCUGGGAGAGCAUUUCUUAAUCAAAGCCAUCCAACUCUUCUCCGAACUCCCCAGCAGAGAAUGCGGCGGAAGCUUCAUUGCCAUUCUGCUCAGGCUGGGGUGCCACUACGCCAGCGGGAUUCAUAAGGAUAAAGGGCGGUGCUGUUAUGAAUGGGCCUUCCUGGUGGCAAUGGAGCUUGGUGACGUGGGAGGGCAACUCCAGGCGGUUCAGCAUCUGUGUCAGUUCUACAGCACAGUUGUCCCAGAUCCAGCACAGUGUGUCCUCUACAAUGAGUAUCAGCUCACCUUGGUUAGGAAAAUGUCUGAUAAGGUCACGGAAGGACAGGUGCUGGAAACCAUUAGCCAGCUCUAUCUGUCUUUAGGAACGGAAAGGGCGUGCCGGUCUGCCCUGGACUAUCUCAAGAGAAGCCUCGGGAUAUUCAUCGACCUUCAAGCCAAAGAUAAGGAAGCUCAGGCGUGGCUUCAGGCGGGAAAGAUAUAUUAUACACUGAGGGAGAAUGAAUUAGUUGAUGUUUAUAUCCAGGUUGCUCACAAUGCUGCUUUGGGUACCCAGGAUCCUAAUUUAGAAAUGGAAAUGCUGGAAGCUUCAGGAGACAUAUUUUUCAACGGAGACUGGGAAAAGGAAAGAGCGGCACCCUUUUACAGGGACAAGGCUCUACCGCUUGCUAUGAAAGCCAAAAACAGCAGCACUGAACUUCGUCUCUUCAACAAAUUGGUUGGGCUGUUCUUAACCUUACAGAAGUAUGAUGAGUGUCUGGGAUACGCCCAAACGUCGUUAAUUCUCAGUGUCAAUUUAGGAGAUCAGUUAAGUGAGCGAGUGGCCUAUCACCGCCUGGCGGUCAUCCACCACCACUUGGGGCACUGUGAACUUGCAGAGCACUUCUUCUUAAAAGCACUCUCCCUGUGUCCGUCCCCCCUCGAGUUUGAUGAGGAAGCCCUCUACUAUGUCAAAGUGUACCUUGUCCUGGGAGACAUCACCUUCUACGAUCUGAAGGAUCCUUUUGAUGCUGCAGGGUACUAUAAUCUGGCCCUGGCUGCUGCCAUGGACUUGGGGAACAAGAAGGCACAACUGAAGAUUUAUACAAGACUGGCCAUAAUUUACCACAAUUUCCUUGUUGACCGAGAGAUGUCUCUCUUCUUCUAUCAGAAAGCAAGAGCUUUUGCCACGGAGCUCAACAUUUGCAGGAUAAACCUCUCUCCGGAUCAGGCUCCGAAGGCAAUGUGGGCUUCCAGGAAGAAGGCCCUGUGAGGCGGUCUUGAGGGUAU